This is a messenger RNA of Camellia sinensis, 1447 nucleotides long. RefSeq names its product spermidine synthase 1. The record is from RefSeq and is a predicted model, not a curated record. Gene Ontology annotation, cellular component: cytosol. Gene Ontology annotation, biological process: spermidine biosynthetic process. NCBI's taxonomy places the organism in Eukaryota, Viridiplantae, Streptophyta, Magnoliopsida, Ericales, Theaceae. Gene Ontology annotation, molecular function: spermidine synthase activity.
AUAUAUCUCUUUCUCUUUCUCUUUCUCUUUCUCAUUCUCAUUCUCGACUCGAGCAGUGACAUUGCGUGGUCUCUCUUCAACACACACACACACACACACACACACACCAUCCCUCCUCCUCCCAGUUUUUUAGGGUUUUAGAGAGAGAAACUGUGGAGAGAGAGAGAAUGUCGACGGCGGAGGAGAGCGGCGUGGCCAGUGAUUUUCCGGUGAAGAAGCUGAAAGAGAUGAACGAGAACGGUGUGGAGCCACCGCCGGAGUGUAUAUCUUCGGUUAUACCUGGUUGGUUCUCUGAGAUUAGCCCCAUGUGGCCUGGAGAAGCGCAUUCUUUGAAGGUGGAAAAGAUCUUGUUUCAGGGUAAAUCUGACUACCAGAACGUUAUGGUUUUUCAGUCUGCGACAUAUGGAAAGGUUCUUGUUUUGGAUGGUGUGAUUCAACUCACAGAGAGGGAUGAAUGCUCGUAUCAAGAAAUGAUUGCUCACCUCCCACUUUGCUCAAUUCCCAACCCAAAGAAGGUUUUGGUUAUUGGUGGUGGAGAUGGUGGUGUCUUACGUGAAGUGUCUCGCCAUUCUUCUGUUGAGCAGAUAGAUAUUUGUGAAAUUGAUAAAAUGGUCAUUGAUGUUUCUAAACAAUUUUUUCCUCAUGUUGCUAUUGGAUAUGAGGAUCCCCGUGUAAAACUCCAUGUUGGUGAUGGAGUUGCAUUUCUGAAAGCUGUUCCUGAAGGAACUUAUGAUGCAGUUAUAGUAGACUCUUCCGACCCAAUAGGUCCUGCACAGGAACUUUUUGAAAAGCCCUUCUUUGAGUCGGUAGCAAAGGCUCUUCGUCCUGGAGGGGUUGUGUGUACUCAAGCUGAAAGCAUAUGGCUUCACAUGCACAUAAUUGAAGAUAUUGUUGCAAAUUGUCGCCAGAUAUUCAAAGGCUCCGUCAACUAUGCAUGGACAACAGUUCCUACAUACCCAAGUGGGGUGAUUGGUUUCAUGCUCUGCUCUACUGAGGGACCGCCUGUGGAUUUCAAGCAUCCAGUCAACCCAAUAGACGCCGAUGAUAGCCAUUGCAAAUCGAAAGGGCCCUUGAAAUUCUACAACUCAGAGAUUCAUGCCGCAUCAUUCUGUUUGCCAUCUUUUGCGAAGAAGGUGAUUGAUUCGAUAGCUGAAUAAGCCAACUUUUUGGAGCAAAUUUGAGGAAGCAGGAUUUAGCUGUUGUAGAGUUCCGGCUUUCAUUGGUCCUUACUAAAGAGUUCCUUUCUAGCAAAGGACCUAAAAUAAGCUGAGGUUUGAAUUUUGAUGCUCUGAGUGUGAGCAUCGUAUCUAAUUGGAGAGAGAGUUGUAUGAUUAUUGAUCAGAGCAUAUAAUAGAUAAAAUGCUUUCUUGCCCUUAGAAAGACUUUGCUGUUGGCAUCUAUUUGCAUUUUACAUCUAAUUAUUAAAAAUAGUAGCUAAUUUUUUUCA